UAAAGAAAGAGAGCACAUAAAAGAUAUAUUUUAUACAGGUAAAUACACUAUUAUUUUUAAUGAGAGGUCUCGAAUUUGAAUCAUAAGAAUGAAGUUACCUUUGUUAGGAAACACUGAUGUGUUAUUUUUCGAUGCAAAUUCAGAUGAGUCACUGCCCAAAGUACCAUAUACUAUAGGUGAAAAAAGGAAAAUCUAAUAAAUAAAUAAGUAUAAAAGAUAUUGUUUUUUUUCCCCUUCUUUUGAAGGGAUAAAUAGAAUCCUCUUCUGGAAAUGACCAUUGAGUUAUAGUACCUCUCUUAUCCGAAUAUAAAGACGCGCUCACUAAUUUAGUGUGUGAGAUUGAAAACAGUGAGAGUAUACUCUCUCUCACCGGCGCCGGAAAUUAUAUUCAACGGUGAGUAGGUGGUUUCGAGUCUAUUUUUUGCAGAUAAGGACCUCAAGUUUCUUGAAGUGUCAAGUUUUGCUAGUCUUCUUCGGCAAAGCUGGUACUACUUGCUGCCCCUUUUUCAUCGGCAGUUUUUCUCCGGCGUAAUUGAGUUAUCGCUGUGUUUCUGAGUUCGUGAUCGUGCACCAUAGACUAGCUCUCGCUACAAUGGCAUCUCUCUCAUGGUGGAAUCCUGCUCCUGCCACGACUGCAAUGGCAGCUUGUUCUCCAACUCCAACAUCCUGUAAAACCUCUAACUCAUUAGCACUGCCGCGCUCUGUGUUUGUCAGCAAGCAAGCAAAGUUAAUGAAACAAGCCAAUGGUCUUUUGGUUAUAACACAGCAACAGUCAAAGAAGAAGAAUCAUUCAUUCACCAAUUCCAGAAGGAAUACCAGCAUUCAGUGUCUCUCACAGGAACAGAAAUGGACUCAUGAAGGUUCCAUUACCGAAUCGCUCCCCAAUGGCAUGUUUAGGGUCAAAUUGGAUAAUGCAGAUGUCGUUCUGGGAUACAUUUCUGGGAAGAUACGAAAGAAUUUCAUACGGUUGUUGCCAGGCGACAGAGUCAAAAUUGAAGUAAGUCGGUAUGAUUCCACUAAAGGACGCAUCAUUUAUCGUCUCCGCGGUGGCCGAGAAGGCUAGGACUCAAGUGGUGGUGGAAGGCUAUUUUGUAAGUGACCAUGUUUGCUGAUGAACCAACAUUCACCUGUUCCUAUCCUUGCUUAUGAGAAGAUAACCUAGAAUGUAUAUUCAUAUACUUGGAUAUUCAUAGGCAUUUACUUUUGUUCUUGAUGUUUAUGUUUUGAUAGUAAACCAAGUUUGGAAAAGCAAAACUUGUGCAUCUUUUUGGCUAUUUUCUUGAUUAUUUUAUUCAGAAACAUGCUCA
Messenger RNA from Nicotiana tabacum (common tobacco), 1307 nucleotides. Its product is annotated as translation initiation factor IF-1, chloroplastic. NCBI's taxonomy places the organism in Eukaryota, Viridiplantae, Streptophyta, Magnoliopsida, Solanales, Solanaceae. Gene Ontology annotation, cellular component: cytosol. Gene Ontology annotation, biological process: translational initiation. Gene Ontology annotation, molecular function: translation initiation factor activity; ribosome binding; RNA binding. The record is from RefSeq and is a predicted model, not a curated record.